Zychaea mexicana is the source of this 2397-nucleotide messenger RNA. RefSeq lists its product as uncharacterized. The record is from RefSeq and is a predicted model, not a curated record. Bases 1 to 2397 code for a protein of 798 amino acids. Gene Ontology annotation, molecular function: RNA binding. Lineage: Eukaryota; Fungi; Mucoromycota; Mucoromycetes; Mucorales; Lichtheimiaceae. The transcript is spliced from 6 exons.
AUGGCCCAGGAAGAUGUCGAAAUGAAAGAUGUGCCAAACACAUCACAGUCCAGUGUGGUGACUGAUUUCUUGGCGGUGUUAUUUGCCAAUCAUCCUACGAAAGAACAAGAAGAAUUAAGCGAACAAGCAAAGGAACACGAUUCUCAACAAGAACGGCAGCAACAACAAGAACAACAACGAAUGCAGCAGCAGCAGCUGCAGCCUCCGCCACCGUCGUCAUUACAGCAACUGGCGCAACCUCAACAACCUCAUCCUCGAGCAGAAUUGGAACCACAAAAUGGAGUUAAUGUUGGUGGCGGUAGUAGGGGUAGAAAUAUUUCUGCAGCCUCUCCUACUAGAAGAAUGGGUAUUUCACCGAGUCGUAACGAAAGGCCUUUCCCAGUACAAAGAAAUCGAGAACAAGUGAUACCCGAAGCGCGUUUGCUGGUUCGGGGAUUGCCCCAUGGUUUAAAGAAGCGCGAUAUCCUGGACUAUUUUAGCAAAUAUGGACCGAUCGUCGAUGCUUUCUUUAAAGACACCGCUGGUUUUAUUCAAUUUGGUUCACGUGAAGCUUGCCAUGAUGCUUAUCAUUCAGAAAAUGGAAACUUCUUCCGUGGCUCGCAACUCGAACUCAGCUUGUCCGGACCAAGACGACGUGAUACUACUCCGAAUGCACGACGCAGCCCUUCUCCAAUGACAUCGUAUCAAGCAAACAAGAAAUUCCAUAAUGAAAACAGACCUGCACGCAAGUUUAAUGAAAUCGAUCAUGACCGUUACAGAGACAAUGGCAACAACAGACGAUUCAAGCCAUCCUAUCCUACGUCUCCUACUACAAGCAAUGUUUUUAACGCUACUAGUUCUAUUGCUGUUGGAAACAAUCACUAUCGCCAUGAUAACGACAAUUAUCAACGCGAUUAUAAUCAACAACAACACCAACACCAUCGUUAUAACGACGACUAUGAGAAUGUGAGCGAUGGUGAUCGUUUUGAGAGCAGAUUUUCUUCCGCUCGCGGUCGUAAUGGAGCUGGUAACGGCGGUGGAACUAUGGGAAGAGUACGUGGAGAAGAAGGAAGAUUUGGAGGUAGUAGUAGCACCACCACUGCUUCUACUCUUAUUGGAAAUACAAAUGCUGCAGAAACAUUGUAUCGAAAAGCUUGGCGAAACGAUAAUGUUGGUGCAAGACCCCCUAUACGAGGCAAGGGUCAUUAUCAGCCGUCACCGAAACAUCCUAAUCAACAUGCCCAUUCUCAUGCUCAUCCUGCUCUACAACAACAACAGCAACAACAACAACAACAACAUGCGUUGGCGUCGAAGCCUCCUUCAAUGUUAUUACCAAAGCGAACUGAAAAGGACAUUCCCCUAGUACAAGUUGUGGCCUGGGACAAUGUGAGUUCCAACUUUACGGACUAUAUUGAGAAGUCCUUCAGAUUGCAGCAGAUCGCCAUACAUACUAUGCGCUUGCAGUAUGGUCAGCUCAGCCGUGAUGAAGUAGUGUCUCAUUUGAUUAUGGAAGGUGUGAGGGCGCUGCUAGUUGUUGAUCCAGCAAAGCAGGCGCAAGGCAAGAUAUAUUUACAAGUAUUUAAGCCUAAUGAAGAAGCAGGCGACGGAAGCGUCCGUUUCGAUGAAUAUGACAGUAUCUCGGUUGAAGAAGCCAUUGCAGUCAUGCAGCGUGUCAUGACGCAACAGAAAAAGCCAGUUUCAUAUCCUAUGGCAGCUGUGUCCCCUCGGCAAGGACCUAUACAGUCACCUCAGGCACAACCACAAGCAACCCAAGCUCCAGUACAGCCACCAGCGGCCGCUGCGCCAACGGCCAUGCCUAACAUCGAUCCAAACACUCUAUCAUCACUGAUUACAUUGGUCAAAGGUAUGAUGCACCAACAGCAGCAGCAGCAACAACCACCGCAGCCACAACCUCAAAUACAACCUCAAGUACAACAACAACAACAACUACGACUACAACAGCAGCAAGCAUAUACACCACCUGUGAACUCCAUACCCUUUACUCAACAACAAAAUGUUGAACAAACAUCCUAUGUCGCUACCCCUGCUCUUCCUGCGAAUAUCUCUCCUGCUCCUAGCUCUUCUACUACUUCUUCCUACUAUGGCGCUGGUUAUGGAUAUGGCUAUGGUAAUAAUUACUCUCAGCCGCCGCAACAGCAACAAUCAAAUGGUAACUAUGCAAUGUAUUCCGAACAAGCAUAUCAGACGGCGACACAUGCGAAUGGUUCUGCGUCGAUCACGAACGAAAUCGAUAAUAACAAGAGUAACGGUAUCGCUACCACUGCCAGCGUGAGUAGUGCCAGUGUGCCCGCACCGGCUACGAAUGGUAAUACCCUGGGAAACAACACUGCAAUCAGUGAUCUUUUGGAUAAGCUACAGAUGUUUACACAAGCAUCACCGGUCCCUCAACGUCAAUGA